AUGUACGACGACGUCGACGAAGAGCUCGCCAAGUCGACGUACUUGGGUGUGCCUGCAACGCCCCGCGAGAACGUCUCUUCUGCUGCGGCUUCGUCGCGACUGAGCACGAUCGUCUUUGCCAACUGCCCCAAGGCGCACGCGUGCGGCGUUCAGCUUGGCACAACGAUUGUGUUCUUGAGCCUCUUUUCUAUCGCGCAGACGUACGUCUGGGACCGCUCGGCGCCCUUCUUCGCCGCGACGUCGCUCCUCCUCUGCUCGUACGAGUUCUUCUGGCUCGCCCACCACAGCACGCGCACCCUCACUGCGUCGCUCGACCCUGACCAGUCGCCCAAUGCCACGGAUUCGUGCGGCCAAGCGCUCGCCGACCGCUUCUUUGGCGGGCGCCUCAUCCUCGUGAGCCUUCUCGCCGGUGCGAUUGGUGGUAGCGCCUACUAUGGUUGUACGUGGUAUGGCUUUAACGUACUCAACUCGUCGAAAGGCGUCAUGUACCCGCGGACGAUCAAGGCGCUGGGGACCUUUACGGGCGGCGGGUCGGGGCUCUUGAGCGUUUACUGUCCGUCGUGGUCGGCCGCCGUGACGCUCAUUUGCUUUGGCGCGUUCUUCGUCUGCGUCAGCAUCGAUGCCAUUGCCUACCAAGCGUCGCUUCUCUCGCACAAGUUUGUGAUGGACAAUGGUGAGCUCUACGCGCAGGGUGGGAGCCUUAUCAUCGCCCUCAUGCUUUUCAAUCCCGCACCGCCGAUCGUGUCGCUCAUCUUGAUUUGCCACCACCUCGUCGGCUUCAUGUACAUUUUCGGCUGCUGCAGUGCGAUCUCGGGCUACAUUGAGCACCUGCACCAGACGUUUGCAGUCAACUUGCUCAGCGGCGUCCUCAUUGCAACGAUCGGCGCGUCGUUUGCGCAGUACCUCUGGCACCGCUGCCUGGAGAAAUCGGGCGGACCCUGGCGGUGCAACAUCCCCUUCGUGCGCUGCCUUGGCGCCGACUCGCCGCGCCUUUUCGAGAUCCUCGCGAGUUGCCUCGGAGGCAUCCUCGGCAUGUUCUUUACGACACUCUACGUCGAUAUUGUCGGGUCUACGAGCGCCAACGUCGUGUACACGGGCGGCGCAAUAAUCUUUGCGAACCUCGGAAGACCGUUCCUAGGUGUGCUCAAGCAGGUUGCUGGCGACACGCCACCGCGCGGCAUCUUCGGCGCCCACGGCGGCCUCCUCGACGGCCUUCAGCUCUUCUUACCGCUGAUCCUGGCCUUUUCGCCAUACUACCGGGUGUACAUCGGUAGCACAGACCCCACUGGCAAUGGCACGCUUCGCAAUUAG
Molecule: messenger RNA, 1311 nt
Organism: Saprolegnia diclina VS20
Lineage: Eukaryota; Oomycota; Saprolegniomycetes; Saprolegniales; Saprolegniaceae
Exons: 4
Coding region: 1-1311 (436 amino acids)
Source: RefSeq, a predicted model, not a curated record